AAUUGUAUAAAUUGAAUAUAUGUUAAUUUCUUGUCGCAUGUCGAGAGCUUACAGAGCACCAAUCGCUGAGUCGAAAAUCGCCACUAAUGGGCGGCAAGGGCGAGAUUAUUCAGAUACACAUCGGCCAGGCGGGCGUCCAGAUUGCGAAUGCCUGCUGGGAGCUCUAUUGCCAUGAGCAUGGCAUCAUGUACAACGGACGCCUGAUGAAACCCUGCGACGAUUCCUUCCUAACGUUCUUCGAGAUCAGCGGAAUGCAGCCAACAGUGCAGCCUCGUCUGGUCAUGAUUGAUACGGAACCAACUGUUAUCGAUGAGAUACGCACUGGAGCUUAUCGGAAUCUCUUUCAUCCGGACACGCUGAUUACGGGCAAGGAUGACAGUGGCAGCAAUUUUGCUCGUGGCUAUAAUCUGAUGGCCAGCGAGCUCCUAAAUCGCGCCAUGAAUGCCAUACGCCGUGUUGCGGAUCACUGUCACAAUCUGCGCGGCUUCCUCAUCUUUCGUUCCAUUGGCGGCGGCACUGGCUCCGGUCUGGGCACGCGCAUAAUGGAAAAGCUAGUCGAAGACUUUGGCAAGAAAAUGACUGUUGUGGAGUUUUUAGUGUAUCCAUCGCCAUCAAUUUCACCUGUGAUUGUGGAACCGUAUAAUGCACUUCUUUCCACCCACUUCUCGAUGGACUAUGCGGAUGUCUCCUUCAUUGUGGACAAUGAAGCACUGUACGAUAUCUGUGCUCAAACCUUAAAUGUGCCGGCGCCCACAUACACGAAUCUGAAUCGCAUAAUUGGCCAAGUAGUUGCGGCUUUUACGGCCACACAGCGUUUCUCGGGGCAAUCGGUGAGCUUUCAGGAGCUGCAGACGAAUUUGGUGCCAUAUCCGCGCAUACACUAUCCUCUAUUGAAUUAUGCACCACUGGUACCCGUCUCCCACUCAGAGUUCGUAGACCUGAGCACCGCCCAGCUGACGAGCCAGUGUUUCUCGAUGAGCAACCAAAUGGUCCGUUGCAAUCCCGAGCAUGGCAAAUACAUGGCCUGUGUGCUGUUCUAUCGGGGCGAGGUCGCGCCCAAUGAGAUCAACUUGGCGCUGGAGAACAUCAAGCGGUCCAAGUCCUUUAGGUUUGUCGACUGGUCACCCACAGGCUUCAAGAUCGGGGUGAGCCCCGUGCCGCCAGUUUUUGUACCCCAUGGCGACCUGGCGCCCACAAAAAGCGCCUGUGUUGCCAUCUCAAACAAUACAAAUAUACGGAUGGCCUGGUGCCGAUUAGUCAAUAAGUUCGAUAAGCUCUAUCAACGGCGCGCCUUCGUCUAUCACUAUGUGGGCGAGGGUCUCGAGGAGGGCAACUUCAAUGAGGCAUCCGAGAAUAUAUGUCAGCUGGUCCACGAUUAUAUUGAGGUGGAUGCCUCGGCGCCAACCUCUCGCCGCGAGUCCAAUGACGGCGAAUAACCCCGAAACACUUUUCCUGUCCAUCCAAGCCUUUGAAUAAAACCAAAAUUUCAUGUUUAUACACUCGGAAAAAAUGU
Drosophila grimshawi is the source of this 1513-nucleotide messenger RNA. Its product is annotated as tubulin alpha chain. Gene Ontology annotation, molecular function: structural constituent of cytoskeleton; GTP binding. Gene Ontology annotation, biological process: microtubule cytoskeleton organization; mitotic cell cycle. The transcript is spliced from 3 exons. Lineage: Eukaryota; Metazoa; Arthropoda; Insecta; Diptera; Drosophilidae. The coding region runs from base 87 to 1436 and encodes 449 amino acids. Gene Ontology annotation, cellular component: microtubule; cytoplasm. The record is from RefSeq and is a predicted model, not a curated record.